This is a messenger RNA of Didymodactylos carnosus, 204 nucleotides long. NCBI's taxonomy places the organism in Eukaryota, Metazoa, Rotifera, Eurotatoria, Philodinida, Philodinidae. The record is from the annotation of a GenBank genome assembly.
AUGUCGUCGAGGGGGAGUGUGUGUAACGGGUAUUUGGCGUGGGGUGAAGGUAGUGGGGAUGAAAGAUUGGGAAGAGAGAGUGAUAAUAGUGUUGAGGUUGUUAUUCAAGAACAAGGAUUGGACGAAAAACAACUAGGAAGAAGAACAGAAGGAUUGACGUUUUGCGGGGAUGAUGUUGGUGGGAGACAAACUGGUGUGCAAUGA